Molecule: messenger RNA, 1023 nt
Organism: Danio aesculapii
Lineage: Eukaryota; Metazoa; Chordata; Actinopteri; Cypriniformes; Danionidae
Gene: vsx1
Product: visual system homeobox 1 homolog, chx10-like
Exons: 5
Coding region: 1-1023 (340 amino acids)
Biological process (GO): regulation of DNA-templated transcription
Cellular component (GO): nucleus
Molecular function (GO): transcription cis-regulatory region binding; DNA-binding transcription factor activity, RNA polymerase II-specific
Source: RefSeq, a predicted model, not a curated record
AUGACGGGAAGAGAAGAGGCUACAGAUGAAAAACCUAAAGUUAAACUUUACCCUUCGUUCGGAAUCGACAAAUCACGUCUGAAUGGAUCUGGUUUUCGGUCCAAAGGGUUCGCAAUCACAGAUCUCCUUGGUCUGGAGUCGGAACUUCAGCCGCACCAGUCCGGUCCAGGCGCGGGGCCCAAUGGAGAGGGCCAGAGCGCGGCGGUUGGAGGAUUUGCUUUCCCGGGAGGAUCUUUGCCCCUGGGCUUGGGGUUUCUGUGUAGUUUGGCAGCGCAACAGCCUCCUGGAGCCCCGUGUUUUCUCCCGAGCCACAUUCCGCUGCUGCAGUCGCGGACGGAGAGCCACUUCAUGCAGAAUCUGGAGCAGCAACGGGACGUUUACUCCGAUGAUGACUGUCUUUCUGGGGAUCGCAAUGAUGGAAAAAACUCUGGGAACUCUCAAAAGAGAAAAAAGAGAAGGCACAGGACAGUUUUCACCUCCCACCAGCUUGAGGAACUGGAGAAAGCCUUUAAUGAAGCACACUAUCCAGACGUUUACGCGAGAGAAAUGCUGGCCAUGAAGACAGAGCUGCCAGAGGACAGAAUACAGGUAUGGUUUCAAAACCGGCGUGCAAAGUGGAGGAAGAGGGAGAAGUGCUGGGGCCGCAGCAGCGUGAUGGCGGAGUAUGGGCUGUAUGGAGCCAUGGUGCGCCACUCCAUUCCCCUCCCAGAAUCCAUUAUCAACUCUGCUAAGAGCGGGAUGAUGGGCUCAUGCGCUCCCUGGCUUCUAGGAAUGCACAAAAAGUCUAUGGAAAUUGUGAAGAAAUCUCCCGGCACGCCUGAAUCGACACAUUCAGAUACAUAUUCAGAGGAACACAAAGGGAAAGACAGCGACACGACAUGGUCAAGCGGAGCUAAUGGAGCGGACGAUUCAGAGGACAUGGCAAUUGAUCUGUCCAGCACUUCAAAACAAGAGAACAAAAGCACUUUGAAAAGAUCUCCACCUCGCACAGAAAACAGCAGCGAUUCUGAAAACGAGAGUUAA